AUGAAAGUGGGCCGUGUGGCCAUCAUCACCCGUGGCCGUUACGCCGGUAAGAAGGUCGUCAUUGUCCAGCCUAACGACACUGGCUCCAAGGCGCACCCCUUCCCCUACGCCAUCGUCGCCGGUAUCGAGCGCUACCCCCUCAAGGUCACCCGCCGCAUGGGCAAGAAGAUGGUCGAGAAGCGCAGCCGCAUCAAGCCUUUCAUCAAGGUCGUCAACUACAACCACUUGAUGCCCACCCGUUACACUCUUGAGCUUGAGGGUCUCAAGGGUGCCGUCAGCCAGGAGACCUUCAAGGAAGUCUCCACACGCGAGGACGCCAAGAAAACCGUCAAGAAAGCCCUCGAGGACAGAUACACCAGCGGCAAGAACAGAUGGUUCUUCACUCCUCUGCGUACGUGCAAUCCUUGCUUAUUGUUACUUUGCAGUGAGAUAGUUGUGUGCUGA
This is a messenger RNA of Aspergillus fischeri NRRL 181, 444 nucleotides long. RefSeq names its product 60S ribosomal eL27 domain-containing protein. Lineage: Eukaryota; Fungi; Ascomycota; Eurotiomycetes; Eurotiales; Aspergillaceae. Gene Ontology annotation, molecular function: structural constituent of ribosome. The transcript is spliced from 2 exons. The record is from RefSeq and is a predicted model, not a curated record. Gene Ontology annotation, biological process: translation. Gene Ontology annotation, cellular component: cytosolic large ribosomal subunit; ribosome. The coding region runs from base 1 to 444 and encodes 147 amino acids.